This is a messenger RNA of Effrenium voratum, 592 nucleotides long. NCBI's taxonomy places the organism in Eukaryota, Dinophyceae, Suessiales, Symbiodiniaceae. The record is from the annotation of a GenBank genome assembly.
AGGACGACCAGGCCUUCGUGCGAAGGAUCCGAAUGACCUACAUGGACAAGGUCACCAAGGACCAUGACAAGCACGACCUGCUGGAGGAUCUGGAGGAGCUGGGAAAAGAGACGCCAGGUUGGGUCUACGAUACCAUGACCAUCAUGCCGUACCUGGCGUCGAGCACCUUCACUUUGGCCUCCAUUUUCAUUGUGCUGCAGUACGGAAUGAAGUUUCAAACUUUUCAAGAGGAGAUGUGGUGGAAGGGAUCUUUGAUAGGCCUGGGAUUGGUCCUGGGUGUAUUGGACAUAGUCCGCGUGGUGAUGAUGACUUUGGUGGAACUGCGCAAGUUCGAGAAUCGCCGCAAGGCGAAAGACGGCCAGUUCCUCCCCAGGCGCAUCCGCAGAGAAAACGAGAAGGACUACCAACCAGCCCCACCUCCGCGGCUGUGGAAGCAGGCCGUUGCAGCGCCACCUGUGCCCAAGGGCCCGGCCAUUACCACUGCCCCGCCACGGCCGGCCUUCCUGCCGCCGCCCCCACAGCAGCCGGCUCUGCCGGGCCCCGGCUGAAGCCAAGUCAAAGUUCUCAGAGCAAAGGUCUACGCCGCAAAGAG